AUGCAGCUGCGUACUUUUAAUGCGGAGAUUGAAAAGGCGAGACAAGCAUUUUUCUCAAAAGUCAUCAAUGAUAAUAUUAACAGUUCCCAUGUUCUGUUUGCAACUGUCGAGAGGCUAACUAGUCUCCCAGCACAGUUAGCCACGGACUUCAUAUCUCAGACCAGAUGUGAUGAGUUAGCAUCUUUCUUCAAUGAAAAAAUAACAAAUAUUAGAUUAGCCAUUCAUUCCUCUAAAUCAGCUAACACAACCAGACCACGGACACAGCCACACAGCAACAACCUGGUCACAAUGCCGGCUUUCAGCCUGAUUAGUACUAAAACACUGAAUGACGUAGUAAAGACCCUAAAUCACUUCUGGUUCCGGUUGAAACGUCCACAGCAUCAUGUCUGGGAAAAGGAGGAAGUUCUGACUGACCUGCUGCUCUCUAACCAGGAGACCACCUCCAGUUUUGACCAGAAGCAACCAGAACCUCCACUGAUUAAGGAGGAACAGCAGGAGCUCUGCCAGCAUGAAGGGCAGGUCAUUCAGAAGCAGGAACAUGCUUCCUUCUUGGCGAACUCUCCUUCUGAAGAAACAGACAGCUGUGAUCCAGAACCACACAGGAACCAACCCUUGUGUCAGAGUUCUACUGAAGUUGAAAACCAAGAUCAAGAUGGUUGCAGGAAUGAAAACUCUGAACUAAAUGGCAAUGAAGAACUGACACAAAAUAAAAGACGCCAUCAAACCAAAGAUCAUCGAGACAGUGUAGAUAGUCAGAAACUAAACAGGAACAAAAGGGCUCACAGAGAUGAGAGACACUUUUCAUGUCAAAUCUGUGGAAAGUCUUUUAGUUACAAUAGUGCUUUAACUGAUCACAUGAGAACUCACACAGGUGAGAAACCAUUUAGAUGUGAAUUUUGUGAUAAAUGUUUUACUUACAGUAGUGACUUGACUAAACACACAAGAACUCAUACAGGUGAGAAACCUUUUAGAUGUGAAACAUGUGGUAAAUGUUUCUCUAGGACUAAUGUCUUGACUGAUCACAUGAGAACUCACACAGGUGAGAAACCAUUUCCAUGUAAAACUUGUGGUAAAUGUUUUUCUUACAGUAGUGUCUUGACUAAACACAUGAGAACUCACACAGGUGAGAAACCAUUUCCAUGUAAAACUUGUGGUAAAUGUUUUACUGUCAGUAGUGGCUUGUUUUAUCACAUGAGAACUCACACAGGUGAGAAACCUUUUAGAUGUGAAACAUGUGGUAAAUGUUUCACUCAAAGAGGGAACUUGACUUAUCACACCAAAAGUCACCACAGGUGAGAAGUCGUUUCCAUGUUCGAUUUGGAAAAUUCAGCAAAACAUUUUCUUUAACUUAUGUGAAAAUUCUCACUUGCUAUUAUAUUCAUGAAAUGUGUUUGUCACAAGUAUUUUUUUUCUUCAUAAAAGAAACCUGACUCAUUUUUCUUUUAAACCUGUGAUGAGUUUCACAGAUAAGCAGAAAUAAGAUUCAGACCAGAAAACAAACUUGAUCUAAACCACUUCCUGUUGACUAAAAUAAAUCUAGUUUAUGCUUUAACUCA
Molecule: messenger RNA, 1556 nt
Organism: Nothobranchius furzeri (turquoise killifish)
Lineage: Eukaryota; Metazoa; Chordata; Actinopteri; Cyprinodontiformes; Nothobranchiidae
Source: RefSeq, a predicted model, not a curated record